AUGCCCCCCAGGUUUCUUUCCAACCUGUCCUUGCCCAUGGAGGCGAAUGAGAGUGAGUUGGUUCCUGAGGUGUGGGAAAAAGAUUUCCUGCCCCACUCGGAUGGGACCACCGCGGAGUUGGUGAUCCGCUGUGUGAUCCCAUCCCUCUACCUAGUCAUCAUUACUGUGGGCUUGUUGGGUAACAUCAUUCUGGUGAAGAUAUUCCUCACUAACAGCGCUAUGAGGAGCGUCCCCAACAUCUUCAUCUCUAAUCUGGCGGCUGGAGACCUGCUGCUGCUGCUGACCUGCGUUCCAGUGGACGCCUCCCGCUACUUUUUUGAUGAGUGGGUGUUCGGCAAGCUGGGCUGCAAACUCAUCCCUGCCAUCCAGCUCACCUCUGUGGGGGUUUCUGUGUUCACGCUCACCGCCCUCAGCGCGGACAGGUACAGAGCUAUCGUGAAUCCCAUGGACAUGCAGACUUCUGGCGUGGUGCUGUGGACCAGUGUGAAGGCUGUGGGCAUCUGGGUAGUCUCUGUGUUGUUGGCAGUCCCUGAAGCUGUGUUUUCGGAAGUAGCACAAAUUGGUAGCUUGGAUAACAGCAGUUUCACAGCAUGUAUACCCUACCCUCAAACAGAUGAGUUGCACCCCAAGAUUCACUCAGUGCUUAUUUUUCUUGUUUAUUUCCUCAUACCACUUGUUAUUAUCAGCAUUUAUUAUUACCACAUCGCAAAGACUUUAAUUAAAAGUGCACACAAUCUUCCAGGAGAAUCCAAUGAACAUACCAAAAGGCAGAUGGAGACCCGGAAACGAUUGGCUAAGAUUGUGCUCGUCUUCGUGGCCUGCUUUGUCUUCUGCUGGUUUCCCAACCACGUCCUCUACUUGUACAGGUCUUUCAACUACAAGGAGAUCGACCCUUCUCUGGGUCACAUGAUUGUCACCUUAGUGGCCCGGGUUCUGAGCUUCAGCAAUUCCUGUGUCAAUCCCUUUGCUCUUUACCUGCUCAGCGAAAGCUUCAGGAAGCACUUCAACAGUCAGCUCUGUUGCAGGAGGAAGUCCUACCCCGAGAGGUCAACCAGCUACCUUGUCAGUUCUUCAGCAGUGAGAAUGACUUCUCUGAAGAGCAACACAAAGAACGUGGUGACCAGUUCUGUCCUGCUAAACGGACACAGCAUGAAGCAGGAAAUAGCUCUGUGA
Cricetulus griseus (Chinese hamster) is the source of this 1173-nucleotide messenger RNA. The record is from RefSeq and is a predicted model, not a curated record. Lineage: Eukaryota; Metazoa; Chordata; Mammalia; Rodentia; Cricetidae.